Molecule: messenger RNA, 375 nt
Organism: Chenopodium quinoa (quinoa)
Lineage: Eukaryota; Viridiplantae; Streptophyta; Magnoliopsida; Caryophyllales; Amaranthaceae
Exons: 1
Coding region: 1-375 (124 amino acids)
Source: RefSeq, a predicted model, not a curated record
AUGGAAAAUCAAAUGAAUUCUGCUAGUCGAUUUAUAGAACCUACUCAGGAUCCUUGUUCUGUGUAUUACAUACAUCCUGCUGAUAAUACCAGUUUGAAGGUCGUUUCUGAUCUGUUUAAUGAAGAACAUUAUAGCUCUUGGAAGAGAUCUUUGAUUUUGCACCUUUCUACAAAAAAUAAGAUGUGUUUUGUGGAUGGUAGCUUACCUAAACCGCCUAGUCUGGAUUCUAAGUAUAAGGCCUGGGUUAGGUGCAAUGAUUUGGUCAUAGGUUGGAUUCUAGGCACUCUAGGUCCUCUUAUUAUUAAGAGUGUCUUCUUCUAUAAGACUGCUCAUGAAAUCUGGAAGGAUUUGGAAGAUAGAUAUGGCCAAACUUAG